Molecule: messenger RNA, 5441 nt
Organism: Diachasmimorpha longicaudata
Lineage: Eukaryota; Metazoa; Arthropoda; Insecta; Hymenoptera; Braconidae
Gene: Ino80
Product: INO80 complex subunit
Exons: 12
Coding region: 286-5124 (1612 amino acids)
Biological process (GO): chromatin remodeling; DNA repair
Cellular component (GO): Ino80 complex
Molecular function (GO): ATP-dependent chromatin remodeler activity; histone binding; ATP binding
Source: RefSeq, a predicted model, not a curated record
CAUCUACAGAAAAUAAAAAUGGUGGCCAACAGCAUGCAUUACCCCUGCCCUGGUUUUAUACCACAAGCCAAAUGCUUGCAUUCUCUCGAACCAUUUUUAUUAUGUUUUCUACAUCCUCUUUCAUAUCUAAUUUCGGCGUGAGCUGCGUUAAUAGAGUUUUUACUGUCCAACCGAUGUUUCACAGUAACUGAGUGAGUUCUCGUUCUAACCAAAACACGAUCCAUUUAUUUCAAAACAAUAUUUAUAUUUACCUCAUACCAAAGAAUCUACUGUACAUUUAGUGUGAUGACUGAAGAGUCUGCGAGCAUGGGGUUGGAGGCCGAAAUGGCAGUUCCACUCCACCUCCAGAGGUUGGAAAGGAGUCUAAAUAUCCAACCGUUUCUCAAUCAAGUGAAUGACUUAUUUCAGGAUCACCUCAGUGACGAUGGGAAAUCCGUGUCUUCGGAUUCAUCAGAUGAAUCUAGCAGUUAUGCAAACAAUGUCCUGAAUCAGAAAGAAGAGAAAAGAAUUAACAAUUUGAGGCUGUACAACAUGGAUUGCGUUGGAGAUGAACGUAGAUGGUUGGAAGACAUUCUGCUGAGUGACUCUUCAGACAGUUCACAGUCGGGAUCAGACACCGAAGGCCCCAUAACAGAAGAGGAUUUCAAGGACAUGUUAAAAUUUCACAUACUUCGUAAGAAGUACCAGGGUCGAUUCUACCAGAAACCAGAAAACAUACAGUAUCAGUAUUAUGGAGCUGGGUUGCUCUCCACCUGCGACAGAUUUCCUGAUCACCAAAAGCUGAUCGUAGGGAAUAAAAAGAGAAAGGAAAAGAAGUCCGAUAAGAAGACAAUCAAAGUGAAGAAAGAAAAAAUAAUUCGUCAUCAUAAAACCUCUGACCUGUGUCAGGAGCAUGAUUAUCCUGAAGAGGAGUGGGAUAAGAUGAUGCCAAAAGAAGAGAUAGAUGAAUCUGAAUUGGAGUUGAUGAUGAGGCAUCAACCGAAAGGACGGGGUAGGAAAAAACACAACGCCAAAACUCCGGAGAUGAUGGCUCUUAAAAGACGGAAGAUUUGGAUAAUGAUGUCAAAGAAAGAGCUUGGUAAGGUACAGCGAGCAAAGACGAAUAAUCACAAGGAGAUGCUCAUCAGUUGUAAAAAAGUGGCGCAACACUGCAUGAAGUACUGGCGACAGAAAGCUAUGCAGUCCCAGAAAAACAUGAAAGAAACUAUUUGGAGAGCCAAAAGGUUAACCAGAGAGAUGCAGUCGUAUUGGAAGCGUUACGAUAGAGUUGAAAGAGAAACUCGACGACGUCUGGAGAAAGAGGCUGAGGAGCAGCGAAAAAUGGACGUUGAAUUGAUCGAAGCUAAGAGGCAGCAGAGAAAACUCAACUUUCUGAUCACACAAACCGAGUUAUACGCUCAUUUUAUGUCUAAAAAGCUGGGGAAAGUCGCUCCCGAAGAGCAGCUUCGAAUAUUGAACCAGCUGGAUGACGAGAAGAAUCCAAGAUUGAUUGGAAUCGAUGAUUAUGACAGCGAGGUAAUGAAACAGAAGGCAAAGAAGAAUGCAAUGGAGGCAUUCGAUAAUGAGAGAGCUAGGACUAAGCUGUUUGAUACACCUUCGUCCUCGCAGGAGUUGCGUCUCUGUGAUACACCAGAGAAUUUGGAGCAUCCACAGCCAUCAAUUUUCAAGGGUAAUUUAAAGGGCUAUCAGUUGAAGGGUAUGAAUUGGCUAGCAAAUCUCUACGAUCAAGGUAUCAGUGGAAUUCUUGCUGAUGAGAUGGGUCUUGGUAAGACUGUGCAGUCGAUAGCAUUUCUGUGCCACGUUGCUGAACGGUAUUCAGUGUGGGGGCCUUUCUUGAUCAUCUCACCAGCAUCAACUCUUCACAAUUGGCAACAAGAAAUGGCGAGAUUCGUUCCAAUGUUCAAGGUUGUUCCUUACUGGGGAAAUCCUCAAGAGAGGAAAAUCCUUCGACAAUUCUGGGAUACGAAGGACUUACAUACGAAAGAGGCAUCUUUUCACGUUGUCAUCACUAGUUAUCAGCUUGUGAUAACUGAUUACAAGUACUUUAACAGGAUAAAAUGGCAGUACAUGAUACUAGAUGAGGCUCAAGCUAUCAAGAGCACCAGCAGCAUGAGGUGGAAGCUACUCUUGGGUUUCAGUUGUAGGAAUCGACUAUUACUCAGUGGCACACCUAUUCAAAAUAGCAUGGCUGAGCUGUGGGCCCUUCUUCACUUCAUCAUGCCCACUCUCUUUGAUUCUCACGAUGAAUUCAACGAGUGGUUCUCCAAGGACAUUGAGAGCCAUGCUGAGAACAAAACUGGUAUCGAUGAGAAACAUCUGUCGAGGUUGCACAUGAUAUUGAAGCCUUUUAUGUUAAGACGAAUCAAGAAAGAUGUUGAGAAUGAACUUUCUGACAAAAUUGAAGUGAUGGUUUACUGCCCACUGACUACUAGGCAAAAAUUACUAUACUCAGCUCUCAAGCAGAAAAUACGAAUCGAAGAUCUUCUUCAUUACACAGUAGGUGGUAAUAGCGGCGAUACAGCGGCGAGUGACAAAAAUUUCACAUCCAAUUUGAUGAAUCUAGUCAUGCAGUUCAGAAAGGUGUGCAAUCAUCCUGAAUUAUUUGAGAGGAGAGAUGCCAAGUCUCCACUUUUCGUAAACACUGAGAAUUACGAAAUGCCAGCUCUUUUGUACAGAGAGGGACUCCUGGACUUUGCUUUGCCUUCUAAUCGUCAUCUACUGUACAACAAACUCUUUAUUUUCGCUACUGAGUACAUUCAUCGAUCUCUCUUCGGUGCCGUCCCCACCAGUUAUUUUUCAUUCGCGAGAUUGAUUGGUGAAUCUCCUAUGGAAUUGAACCAGAUAUACAUAUGUGGUAUUUUGUAUGUUCUGUGUCACGCAACUCGGAUGGAGAGAAAAAUGAGGAUUAAGAGGUAUUGGGAGGAUUGGAGCGUUGAUGAAGCUACACCUUCCCUCAUGCUCGUCAAGACCUGCGAUAAACUCGUGGAGACUAAUGCAGAUCUCUUUUUUACGAGAAAGAUAUUCGAGAAUGAGGCGAUUUACAUUCAUACCUCUCACAUCAUUCACUCAAUGGCUGAGACAAUGGCACACAGAAUACUCAGGAGUAGUAAGCACUCAUCAAAUUCUCUCCCCAAAUUUCCCCGCUCUCAUGGGAUUGUCAAUCCAGAGCUUGCUGAUGAGCCAAAAUUAAUUCUUCUGCCUGAACACAGACAUCGCCCACAACCACCAGUCGUCAGGGCUAAUCAACUGACACCUGUACCUUCUUUCCUCUGUGAUAAUAAUUCAAUGGUUCAGGCGAGACCGCGAAAAUUGUAUGUUAGUAAUUCAGCUGCUGCUUGCGCCUGGAGGCAACAUGAAGAGUGCGGUGGGGCAUUUGGACAAAUGGUCCUGAGAAUUGGCUGCGAGCAGGCCCUUAUUUCUUCACCGGAAAUUGAGCCAUUGAUUGGCCUAUCAAAUCUUAAAACUGCUACCAUGUUUUCACAUGAAUCUGCAGGAGGAUUAACAGCGUGUACUCCGGUCAAUGGGUGGUCCAAUAUUAUUAUUCCAGAUAAACAGACCCUGGUGACAGAUGCUGGAAAACUAUCCGUAUUGGAUAGUUUACUAAAACGACUUAAAGAGCAGGGCCAUCGGGUUCUGAUCUACUCUCAGAUGACGAAGAUGAUUGACUUGCUCGAGGAGUAUAUGUAUCAUCGAAAGCACACAUUCAUGCGUCUAGACGGUUCCUCGAAAAUCUCCGAUCGUCGUGACAUGGUAGCAGACUUCCAGAAAAGAGCGGACAUAUUUGUCUUCCUACUGAGCACAAGAGCUGGUGGCUUGGGAAUCAACCUCACUGCCGCUGACACGGUGAUUUUCUAUGACAGCGAUUGGAAUCCAACUGUAGAUCAACAAGCAAUGGACAGGGCCCACAGAUUAGGCCAGACAAAACAAGUAACUGUUUACAGGCUUAUUUGCAAAGGCACUAUUGAGGAAAGAAUUUUACAAAGGGCACGUGAAAAAAGUGAGAUUCAACGUAUGGUGAUAAGUGGUGGUAAUUUUAAGCCAGACACACUGAAGCCGAAGGAAGUUGUCUCACUUCUUCUGGACGAUGAGGAGAUCGAGGCAAAAUGGGGUCCACGUACGUAUAUUUCAGACAGUCAACGGAGCGAGGAAAGAAAGCAGCACGUUACUCUGGAGGAUACUCGAAUUGACUUCAGUAUACAACACAAGGAAAAAGAACGGAAAAGGAAGCUAACCGCGGUUCCGGUCAAGACUGAGCUCAAACGUCCAUGCUUUGACGACAGUACUGCGGAAAAGUUGUACGAUGUUUCGUCUAUUAUUUCUGCUGGUGAACAGACAAGUCCCACUCAGCAAAACAAUGAUCAACAGACGGUGGAGAGUAAUGAGGAUUAUGGAGUUCCUAGCAGUCCCAUUAAAUCUGAGGAUGAAACGAGCAACGAAGGUCUCGUAGUGGAUGUUGACGGGCCAGUUUACGGUCCAAACUCUCCCCGUCAAGUGCGCGGUGUUUUCUUCAAUGAGCCUCCAAAAGUCUCAAAACUCGGUCAUCACUUCAGUUUUGGAAACGUUCCGAGAAUACGUACAGCAAUACGAGGUACAAGUAAACGUGGAAGACCUCGUGGUUCGCGACGAGGUGGUCCAGUUGGUGGUAAAGGCAGAGGGAUGCUGAUGCAACCUCCUCUCGGCUCGUUACCAAAUUCACCUGGCACAUCGCAAUUUCUACCCUCCUCGUCCACUGGCGAUUCGAUCGCCCAGCACGGCGCGUAUGGGCUCGCUGGAUCGACUGAUGGCGAUGGGCCAAGUACAGUGGGGCCUCUGGGUAAUCAAAUGACUCCUGGGAGAGGUUUGGCUGUGGUGCGAAGGGGCCCAGGUAGGCCGAGGUUGAGACCUGCUGGUCCUGGUAAUCAGGGAUAUCGAGCACCAAGUCAACACUACAGUAAAAGAAUACAACGACCACUUCCGGUACCACUGAGAUCCCAUCAAUUGUCGAGUUCAACACCAUUCAAUCCGACUACCAAUUCAGCCCCAGGUGUUCCCACAGAGCAGUCGGGUACCUCAGGAAGUUUCACUUCCGAAUCUAGGCCUUUUGGAUUUUAUACUCAGCAAACGAAGAAUCAGUUGCCGUACUGAACGCAGUGCAUGUGUACAGAGAUAUUAUGCGAUAUCAUUGGAAUUUAUUAUGUGAAACUAUGGGACAACUAUUCAAUUACGUGGAAUAUUCGUUGAAUUGUAAUUAAAUUUUUAAUAUUUCACUUAUGUGUGAUAUUAUGAGGCUACGCCGAUUUCAUAAUUGGAUUUAUUCUGCCUCAGAUCAAUCAUUGGGACAGAAUUAAGUAGAUGUUGAGUUCGUUCUUGGUCAGUUCAUGCGGUAUAGUCAAUGUAACUUUGAGCGUCUCGUUCUAUUGUACUGAUUUUUGAAUAAAUCUAGAAUAUUUAUUAGAAAAUAA